This is a messenger RNA of Equus quagga, 2031 nucleotides long. RefSeq names its product thyroid hormone receptor interactor 6 (gene TRIP6). Bases 320 to 1855 code for a protein of 511 amino acids. Lineage: Eukaryota; Metazoa; Chordata; Mammalia; Perissodactyla; Equidae. The record is from RefSeq and is a predicted model, not a curated record. The transcript is spliced from 8 exons. Gene Ontology annotation, biological process: positive regulation of non-canonical NF-kappaB signal transduction.
GACUCCUGGAAAUGGAGGCUGCCCGCAGCCCCCCAGACGCCGGCUUGGCGGAAAGCCCUCCCCGCUCGGCAGGAGGGGGCCGACUAGGGAGGGACCGCAGUUUAGGGCCUAGGGGGCCACGUGACCCUCCCCCAGGAAUGCGGUGACGUCACCGGGGGCGUGGCUGUCCCCAAAAUUGGGGAGGAAGGGGGAAAAAAAGCCAGAAAAAGUUUCUUUCCUGGAGUCCCGAACGCGGUGUGGGACAGAAGAAGGGGUCCAGGCCAGAGGUCCGGGGCUCCGUGGGACCCUGACUGCCGUCGGGAGGCCCCCGUACCAGGCCAUGUCGGGGCCCACCUGGCUCCCCCCGAAGCAGCCGGAGCCCGCCAGAGCCCCCCAGGGGAGAGUGCUCCCCCGGGGCGCCCCAGGGCCGCCGCCAGCCCCCGGAGCAGCACUCCAGCCCCACCCCAGGGUCAAUUUUUGCCCCCUCCCAUCUGAGCAGUGUUACCAGGCCCCGGGGGGACCAGAGGAUAGGGGGCUGGCCUGGGUGGGGUGCCAUGGAGCACCCCAGCGCUCACAGGGGCUCCCCCCAGACCGAGGGGGCUUACGCCCAGGAAGUCUGGAUGCUGAGAUCGAUUCGCUGACCAGCAUGCUGGCUGAGCUGGACGGGGGUCGUGGUCAUGCCCCACGGCGGCCUGACCGGCAGGCUUAUGAGGCCCCUCAGCCCCCUGCCUACCGCACGGGCUCCCUGAAGCCGAAUGGAGGGGGUGUUCCUUCCCCACCGCUCCCAGCAUCCCCUUAUGGGGGCCCCACUCCGGCCUCCUACACAACAGCCAGCACCCCUGCUGGCCCUGCCUUCCCUGUGCAAGUGAAGGUGGCACAACCAGUGAGGGGCUGUGGCCCCCCCAGGCGGGGGGCCUCUCAGGCCUCUGGGCCCCUUCCAGGCCCCAACUUUCCUCUCCCAGGCCGAGGUGAAGUCUGGGGGCCUGGCUAUAGGAGCCACCGAGAGCCAGGGCCAGGGGGUAAAGAGGAGGUUGCGGGGGUCUCUGGCCACGCAGGCGGAGGAAGAGGAGGCGGGUAUGGGCCCCAGGUCCCCCUGAGCCAGCCUCCCGAGGAGGAACUUGAGAGGCUGACCAAGAAGCUGGUGCACGACAUGAACCACCCGCCCAGCGGGGAGUACUUUGGCCGGUGUGGUGGCUGCGGAGAAGAUGUGGUCGGGGAUGGGGCCGGGGUUGUGGCCCUGGACCGCGUCUUCCACGUUGGCUGCUUUGUGUGCUCUACGUGCCGGGCCCAGCUUCGGGGCCAGCAUUUCUAUGCUGUGGAGAGGAGGGCGUAUUGUGAGAGCUGCUAUGUGGCCACUCUGGAGAAGUGCUCCACAUGCUCCCAACCCAUCCUAGACCGGAUCCUGCGGGCUAUGGGGAAGGCCUACCAUCCUGGCUGUUUCACUUGCGUGGUGUGCCACCGUGGCCUCGACGGCAUCCCUUUCACGGUGGAUGCCACUAGCCAGAUCCAUUGCAUUGAGGACUUCCACAGGUCAGGCUGGGUCCCCCACCUUUGUCUCAGGAUGUCUGGCUUUUCCCAUCUUCCUCAUCGCUCCUUCAUGUCUCAGUACCAGCCUCUCCCGUUUCCUACCCCUGGCUAUGCCUCAUUUUUGUUAACAUCAAUCUCUUCCCCAAGAUCCAAGACCAUACCUCUGGCCUCUCCUGUUCCCUUCUUUAUGCCACCUUCUCUGGGCUCCACUGUUAGUCUUCUCCAGCCCAGCUUGACAGCCUCUUGGUUCCCCUCCAUCCCAGGAAGUUUGCCCCACGAUGCUCAGUGUGUGGUGGGGCCAUCAUGCCUGAACCAGGUCAGGAGGAGACGGUGCGAAUUGUUGCUCUAGAUCGCAGUUUUCACAUUGGCUGUUACAAGUGCGAGGAGUGUGGGCUGCUGCUGUCCUCUGAGGGCGAGUGUCAGGGCUGCUACCCACUGGAUGGGCAUAUCUUGUGCAAGGCCUGCAGUGCCUGGCGCAUCCAGGAGCUCUCAGCCACUGUCACCACCGACUGCUGAGUCUUCCCA